Molecule: messenger RNA, 1416 nt
Organism: Fusarium oxysporum Fo47
Lineage: Eukaryota; Fungi; Ascomycota; Sordariomycetes; Hypocreales; Nectriaceae
Exons: 2
Coding region: 327-1325 (332 amino acids)
Biological process (GO): regulation of transcription by RNA polymerase II
Cellular component (GO): nucleus
Source: RefSeq, a predicted model, not a curated record
AGCACUCGUCACAUUUUACUCCACCUUGUUCUACCCGUAGCCUUCCGCUUUUUCAUACCAGAAUUUUCAGGCCUCCAACCUUCAAGCUUCAUUCAUCAUAACCAACCCGAACCGAGCAAGUAGUCAUCGGCAUAACGAUUUACAAUUACGCCUCCUCUAUCACUCAACACCAACUCUCGCCUACGAUCCUCUAUAAAGCGCAGUCUCGCCCCCCGACCACAAGCACCGCUUUUAAUUCACGCGCCACUCGAUUACAAACUCCUGCGACCGCGAUUCUUGCGUUGCCUCCGAUUGUCGCAAAGCAACAUCAGUCACUCACAGGCACCAUGAGUGUCGCAUUCGAACCUCGUAACUUUAUUCAUGAUGGGAGCUAUCCUCCCAUCGGCGACGACCACGAUCAUGGUGCGGACCAAAGAUUUACAGACAGUGAUGUCGCCGAGCAACUCAGUCAUUACACAACCGAGGCGUCCAUGCUUCCGGAUUCCACAGGCGUUCUGGGAGAUGAUAGAGGGAUGAUGCCAGAGGAUGCUGCUGCUGUCCAGGAAGCAACCCGACUCGACCUAGGACCCCAUACGUUCCCGUCCCCGAUCGAGGCCGCUAUGCAAGCACCAUCACUCGACCCUCUACCCGACGACAAAGAUCUUUCCCCGAGUAUCGAAUCUCCUCCUCCUUCGGCUUCUCGAGUGAAGUCCAUUCCAAAGCCCGAGAGAGAAGCGGUAAAGGGCGCCGACGGCAAGUUUCACUGUACCUUGGACGAUUGUAAGGAAGAAGUCCGAGUAUUUUCGCGCAAAUGCGAGUGGAACAAGCACAUGGACAAGCAUGAACGGCCGUACCGAUGCCCUGCCGAGGGAUGCGAAAAUCUCCCCGGUUUCACAUACUCUGGCGGUUUGCUUCGGCAUGAACGAGAGGUUCAUGGCAAACAUGGAGGACCCAAGAACACGGUCAACUGUCCUCAUCCCAACUGCAAGCGACACACCGGCAAGGGAUUCUCAAGACAGGAGAACCUGAACGAGCACCUACGUCGGGUUCAUACCAAUCCUGAUGGAUCUACUCCUACCGAAAUCGUUCAAUCACCCGGCGACAACGACAGCGAAAAGACAGGCAUGAAGCGCAAACGCCACUCGAGCGAGCAGGCCACUGAGGAGCUGACUGAACUCAGAGAAGAAGUCAAACGCCUGAAGGAGGAGAAUGAGAAGCUGAGGGCUGAGAUGAACCAAAACUCCCAACAUUCUCUGUCUAUGAUGGCCCAGAUCGCCGAGUUGCAGGACGCUCUGCGUGAAGGUCUCGGACAUACCCUGGGAGCUCCCACUGCACAGAUGAUCUAGGAUCCAAUCUUGCCUUUGGCAGUCCCUAACUUCAAUGGACCAUAAGCAGGAGAUCAAGGUCUGAGCAUCAUGACAAGCGAUCUGGACCAGG